AAAAAAAAUAGGUAACAUUUCAUCUAUUAAGCAAUCUGAUCAUUAGUUUUAUUGUGGUUUGAAGCCUAAGACUGAGCACCUACCUCUGAGGUGGGUCUAACACUGACCUACUGCAAUGAAACAUCAAAAUCCAUUCAAGCAACUCUUCGAGUAACAAGAAUUGUGAUACAUUAUUUCAGGGGAAAUUGACUGAACAAGUUUUCUUACAAAAGACGUAGCUCGGAGUUGCGCCGGAGACCUGAGUGGGGAACUGAAGCGGAGGUGAGAGAUUCGCAGGCAGUUUGGAGCUGGAGCUGAGCGGCUGUCGCUCGUGAGAUCAUGGGCUCGACCGGGCCGUGGGGAGAGGGGUUCAUGAACCUGCGGGUGCCCCCUGCUGGGGUAUUUGGUGUGGCCUUCCUUGCGCGAGUCGCCCUGGUUUUCUACGGGGUGUUCCAAGACCGGACCAUGCUUGUGAGGUACACAGACAUCGACUCCCAGGUCUUCACGGACGCCGCGCGCUUUGUCACGGAAGGGCGCUCCCCUUAUCUGAGGGCCACCUACCGUUACACCCCGCUGCUGGGUUGGCUCCUCACUCCCAGCAUCUAUCUCAGUGAACUCUUGGGAAAGUUUCUCUUCAUCAGCUGCGACCUUCUCACCUCCUUGGUGCUUAUGGCCCUGUACUUAGUAGAGAAAAGGCUGAUCGCGUGUGCCGCCGUAUUCUGUGGUUUCGCGGUGCAUAUGAAAAUGUAUCCGGUGACCUACAUCCUGCCCAUAGCCCUCCACUUGCAGCCAGAACGCGACAAUGAAGAAGACCUCCGUCAAUCCCGGUAUUCUUUUAAGGCUCGUUUGUACGAAUUCCUGAAGAGGUUGUGUAAUCGGGCUGUGUUGCUCUUUGUAGCAGUUGCUGGGCUCACCUUUUUGGCCCUGAGUUUCGGUUUUUACUAUAAAUAUGGCUGGGAAUUUUUGGAGCACACCUACCUUUAUCACCUGACUAGGCGGGAUAUCCGCCACAACUUUUCUCCAUACUUCUACAUGCUGUAUUUGACUGCCGAAAGCAAGUGGAGUUUUUCCCUGGGAAUUGCUGCGUUCCUUCCACAGUUCAUCUUGCUUUCAGCCGUUUCUUUUGCCUAUUACAGAGACCUCAUCUUUUGCUGUUUCCUUCAUACAGCCAUUUUUGUGACUUUUAACAAAGUCUGUACUUCCCAGUACUUUCUAUGGUACCUCUGCAUACUGCCCCUUGUGAUGCCACUAGUGAGGAUACCUUGGAAAAGAGCUGUAGUUCUCCUCAUGUUAUGGUUUAUAGGGCAGGCCUUAUGGCUGGCUCCUGCGUAUGUUCUUGAGUUUCAAGGAAAGAACACCUUUCUGUUCAUUUGGUUAGCCGGUUUAUUCUUCCUUCUUAUCAACUGUUCUAUCCUGAUUCAAAUCAUUUCCCAUUACAAGGAGGAACCUUUGAUAGAGAGAAUCAAAUAUGACUAAUAUAUGCUCCAGAUUGUCUGCCUGUUACAUUCUGAUUAUUCUUUGUGGACCAGAAGAGAGUUUUGGGAAAAAAUUUUUGAACAUUGUAAACUCUCUAGUCAGAGAUCAGUUUGGAGCUUAAAACG
Messenger RNA from Choloepus didactylus (southern two-toed sloth), 1580 nucleotides. RefSeq names its product GPI mannosyltransferase 1-like. Gene Ontology annotation, molecular function: alpha-1,4-mannosyltransferase activity; GPI mannosyltransferase activity. The coding region runs from base 319 to 1455 and encodes 378 amino acids. Gene Ontology annotation, cellular component: glycosylphosphatidylinositol-mannosyltransferase I complex; membrane. Gene Ontology annotation, biological process: GPI anchor biosynthetic process. The record is from RefSeq and is a predicted model, not a curated record. The transcript has a single exon. NCBI's taxonomy places the organism in Eukaryota, Metazoa, Chordata, Mammalia, Pilosa, Megalonychidae.